GAUAUUGGUCUACUUGCUUUUAAAGCUUAUACUUGCUGCUUGCUACUAUAUUGCAAAAAAAUAUUAGAGUUGAGAGAGAGAGAGAACUUGUGUGUGUGUGUUUUUUUCUUCUGAGAAAAAUAUUCAUCUGUUUUCUUCUCACCCUUUUUUAUCAUUAGACAUAGUAUACAUAUUUUUAUUUUAUUUGUGAUGAAAAGGGAUACAUAAAAGAAUUGAUUUUGAUGGGUUUGUGUAAUGUUUUCUAGAUAGAGAGAUUUAGAGAAACAAAAAAAGAAGGGUUUAUCAUAAAAAUAUUAUCAUUUAUGGGUAAGAAGCCACAAAAAACAAAGGAAGUUUGGGCAGCAAUAGCUGAAGCAUCAUCAAAAAUAGAUGAACAAGAAUCUCAACCUCAAUCUCAAACUACAACUACUAGAAAAAGAGGUAGACCUCGUAAGAUUGUUGUGAAGAUGGAAAGUUCAGAAGAAAAAGCAGCUAUAAUGAUAGAGAAAAAACAAGAAGGUUCUACAAGGGAAAGUUCAAUGGAAAAAGAAAGUAUGAACAAAGAAGAAGGAACAAUUGCAAGAGCAUCAUCAGAAGAAGCAUGCAUGGUUAGAAAACAAGAGAUUCAUGAUGAUGAACAACUUCCAAAAGUUGUGUCUUGUAGAAGCAGCAGAUCAGCUAGGCGUAAAAGCAGCAAACCCACAAAGAGUAGUGCUCAAUAAUUCUAUAUUUUAUUUAAUCAUUAUUAUUAUUAUUAUUAUUAUUAUUAUUAAUUAUCACUGCUUAAAAUCAUUAAUGCUUCUUUUCCAUGAAGAAAUUAUUAUUAGCAACUCCUUAUAUUAUUUGUCAAUGUUUUAGGGGGAUUUAUAUUUAAAUUGUUAUUAUUAUUAACUAGUUUCACUCUUUUCUCUUUAAGUUA
Trifolium pratense (red clover) is the source of this 898-nucleotide messenger RNA. RefSeq lists its product as uncharacterized. The transcript has a single exon. NCBI's taxonomy places the organism in Eukaryota, Viridiplantae, Streptophyta, Magnoliopsida, Fabales, Fabaceae. Bases 303 to 701 code for a protein of 132 amino acids. The record is from RefSeq and is a predicted model, not a curated record.